Messenger RNA from Symbiodinium sp. CCMP2592, 2661 nucleotides. NCBI's taxonomy places the organism in Eukaryota, Dinophyceae, Suessiales, Symbiodiniaceae. The record is from the annotation of a GenBank genome assembly.
AUGGGUCGGUUCUCGUCCUGGGCGCAGAGCCGUGCAGCUGAGAGCCCCAAAGAGGAAGCCGCGGCCGAGGCCGUGCAGGAGAAGCAGCUGUUCAUCGUUGAGAACCUGCAGCUCCGCUCCAAGAGCAACGGCAUCAGAUACCGCUGCUCGCCGGACCUGGCUGACAAGCACAGCAAGGUCGCUUUGUUCGGAUCCCGUAUCAAGGGUAUUCCGUAUGGGGGCUGCUGGAUACAGGUUGGAAGUCGAUUUCUGCCAACUCACAUUGGCGGGGCAGAGGUCUUACGCCCUGUUGAGGACGGUAGUGCCGAGGGGAUCGCCGUAGAGCCUGUCGAUGAGGAUGUCAAGGACCAGGACAAGCUGCUCGGGCAAAUGCUCUUUGGUCGUUCAGAAGUCGAUGCUGGCUACAUCGAUCAGCGACAGCUUGACAAGUCGCCCACGCGACUAGCGCGAACUUUGAUCCGUCCGGAGACCUCCAUGACCGAUGCGCCAAUCUUGUCGGUUGGAGAUGGGGCUGUCUACGAGGUUCUGUAUGAUCGAGUUGCAAUUCGGUCUGCAGCAAGUACAACCUCCACAACCUUGGAGAUCAAACAGAAGGGCGAGACCGUAGAGCUCUUCGAGUGGGAUCCUUCACGUAAGUGGCGCCGCUGUGCGGCAGACGCGCUCGCAACAACCGCGGGCUGGGUGCUGCUGGACCAUCCAGAGUUUGGGCCUUUGGUGCGGCCAAAGGGGGCUCCGCUCUGCGCCCGACCGCUGGAGCCCUUGUGCGCUGCCGCCUCAGAGGCGCAGCUCGGAGAGCUGAGGCGAUUCCUGAACGAAGGACUUGACCCCCGCGUUUGUGACGCUGGCGGCAUUUCUGCGCUCACCCUGGCAGCGCAAUCAGAUGCCAGAGAUUGCGCGAUUCAUCUUAUCGAGGCCGGCGCUGUGACCACAGCCGCAGCAGGGGAUGCUGCGAUCAGGAAUGCCAGCAGUGCUGGCACUCGAGUCUUGAUCCAGGCGCUUCUGGGUCACAUUGUCGAGGAUGAUGCUGCACUACAGGAUGCCCUUGGAGAUCUCACGUUGGAGGCGCGGCUGGCGGCCGACAGGAUCCUGGAGCAGCUCUCCGAGGCGGCCGAGGCGGAGGCCCUGCGACGGGUUGGAUCCGGACCCGGUGACGCCGAGAGGACGCAGCCAGCGGCUGGUGAAGCAACAGCGGUUGAAUCAGAAGGUCAGCCCAAACUUCCGCGACGGAAGGGGGGAAAGCUCCACGAGGUGCUUCAUAAGGCCGUUGCCGUUCGAUACCUUCCAUCCACGACAGCGGACAUGGUUGGCACCCGAAUCCUGGGUCAGCUUGUCGAGCUCUUCGAGGAGAGCGCAUGGCAGAUGGAAAGUGGCGGAAAAUGGAAGAUGCAGAAAGUGGUGAAGAGGUCCGGAACCAGUGACAAUCCCAGCGACAGCCUGCAAGCUUUCAGCGACAUGUUAUGGCAAGGGCUGGAUGCUUCUGCAGCACCCACAGCUUGCAACUCAGCUGGGCUGCUUGCUUGCGUGCAGCAUGUGCAGCCCCUUAGACUGGAACAGAGGGCAGUCCUUGCCAACUCGGUAUGCGAUGCUCAUGGCUUCAAGCGAGAGCUCCGGGUCGCGCCUCAUGGGUAUGCCUGCAGCAGAUGGUCGGGCAUUGCGAAACUCAGAAUGGAUGCGGCAAAGCUCCACCGCCUCGUUAGCGUCAUGCCGCACAGCCGUUUACUCUUCUGCAUUCUGCAUGUAUUCGUGAGCACAGCGAGAGGGAAUGUUCUGGUGGCAUCCAAGUCCGGUGGAACCGUUGAGACCCGCAAUGCCUUGGUUGAAACGAAGGCUUUUUUCCUCUCCCAUGGCGUGGACUUUGCCUCGAAAUCUCUCGCCAUUACAUGUGCCGGCUCACGUCUGGACCGGAAUCCUGCCGUCUUGCUGGCUCGUGCUUGGCAGUCGCUGGCUGGAAGGGCAAUGGUGGUGUUGCCAUACAGGGACCGCCUCCAGCUGUUUGGUCGCUACUUGCAGCAGUUGGUCAUGGAAUCUCUCGGCAAGGCGCCGGUGCCUUCAAAAGUUUCCUACACUGCGAACUGCGAGAACUGCGAGGCAAGGAACUUGCAAGGGGACAUGGUGAACCACGGUCUGACAGUGUACGGGAACAAAGGAUCCACGGACCAGCAUGCGAUUCUGCAGCAGCUUCUGGACGGCCCCGAUGAUUUCUUUGCCGUAUUCAUUGCGGCUAUUGAGGGGGUCCACGACAAUGACAGCAAAGAGGUCGAAACUGGGAUCACCAGCAGCGACUAUCUCUUGGCCUUUCUUCUUGGCACACGUCGAGCACUGACCGCCGCAGGGCGCAGGAGCCUCACCAUCACCUUGCAGCGUGUGGACGCCUUCCAUUUAGGGGUCCUCAUCGCUUUGUUCGAAAGGGCAGUGGGAUUGUAUGCAGCGCUCAUCGGAGUGAAUGCCUACAACCAACCUGCUGUCGAGCUUGGGAAGCAAGCUGCAUCAGAUGUUCUGACUCUUCUGCGAAUGCUCCGAGAUAACGACACAUUGCCUGCCAAAGAUGCAGACCAAGAUGAUGUUGAGAUACUGCGAGAACACCUUGCAUUUCAGCAGGAUGUGUGGGAAAAAAUGUUGGGCUUGCUGCUCCGUGCGGUCGAAGAUGAACGUCUGGAGUGA